AUGCGCGAGAUAUCAUGGUUAUUGAUUAUAGUUGCAUUUAUGAUCGAUUAUAAUUUCAAUGAAUUUCAAUCAUUGAGUCCAUUUAUAUUAAUGAAUAAUUUUGAUAAGCAAAUUAUUAGCAAAAUAAUGGUAAAAGGAGUAAAAAGCAAGAGAAAAGCUAAAGAAAUGGCAUCAACGAUUGCUAAUAUUGAAAGCACCGAUUUGAGACGUCGAAAUUUUCUACCCAGCCGUGAUAUUAUUACAAGCACUGUUAUUGCUUCACCAAUUAACCCGUGUGAUGAAAAAAAUGCACCAAAUUAUAUGAUUUAUUGUCAGGGUGAAUUGUUACAUACUGUAUUAUUAAGUAAUAUUUUCAACGAUUCAAAAACAUUUGUGGAUAAACCAAUUAAAAAAGAACCAGAUGAAAUAAUUAGUACAUUUAAUCAAAAAUUUUCUAAUCAAAUUACCAUCAAUGAUCGAGAAGCACUGAUAUCAUUUGUGGAUGAAUAUUUUGAUACCGAAGGAAGUGAUAUUCAGGAAUGUCCAGAAGAUACGAUGAAAGAUUGGAAUGGUGAACCGGAAUAUUUGAUAGCAAUCGAAGAUAGAGAAUUGUCAAUUUGCUUUGGAAAUUCAUGCACUAUGGAAAAAAUUAUGUUAUAUCGUUAA
Molecule: messenger RNA, 645 nt
Organism: Brugia pahangi
Lineage: Eukaryota; Metazoa; Nematoda; Chromadorea; Rhabditida; Onchocercidae
Source: the annotation of a GenBank genome assembly